AUGAAAGAAGAGAUACUAGAGUUGUCUCGAUGGGAAAAGACAAACAAGGUGUCAGGUUAUAAGAUGUGGGAAAAGGAAGUUGAGGAAGAAGGCAGGGUGGGAAGGAACGAAAGUGAUGAGGUCAAGGGUGAAGGGGAAGGAGCAAGAGGCGGUGACACGUAUGUCGGUCUUGGGUUGGUGCCCAAGUACCGAUGCCAAGCAUGCUAA
Molecule: messenger RNA, 207 nt
Organism: Exophiala mesophila
Lineage: Eukaryota; Fungi; Ascomycota; Eurotiomycetes; Chaetothyriales; Herpotrichiellaceae
Exons: 1
Coding region: 1-207 (68 amino acids)
Source: RefSeq, a predicted model, not a curated record